Penicillium cinerascens is the source of this 2193-nucleotide messenger RNA. RefSeq names its product Zn(II)2Cys6 transcription factor. The coding region runs from base 1 to 2193 and encodes 730 amino acids. Gene Ontology annotation, biological process: DNA-templated transcription; positive regulation of transcription by RNA polymerase II. The record is from RefSeq and is a predicted model, not a curated record. Lineage: Eukaryota; Fungi; Ascomycota; Eurotiomycetes; Eurotiales; Aspergillaceae. The transcript has 3 exons. Gene Ontology annotation, molecular function: zinc ion binding; DNA-binding transcription factor activity, RNA polymerase II-specific; sequence-specific DNA binding. Gene Ontology annotation, cellular component: nucleus.
AUGCCCGACCCCGUUGAUCCCGUCGACUCGCCCAGUCGCAAGCGGAAACCGUCCGGCUCUCUGCCGUAUAAGAACGGCACCCGCCAGAAGAUCACACGUGCCUGUGAUUCUUGCAAAGAGAAAAAAACGCGCUGCACUGGUACCUUGCCCUGCACCCGGUGCACGCGACUAUCGCUGCCCUGCAGAUACAACGCUGCCUACUCCAGAGGUCUGCCGCCAGACCCUCUGCCGUCGGGAGAUGCUGCAGGCCGUGUCUUGAAGGCUUCCCAUGUAUCCAACGGCUCACGUUCUCAUGGCAGUGUAGCGGCUGUGACGAGUCGAGACUCUGUUGGCAGUCAUGCAUUUUCCGGUCGCCAUUCUGUGUCUCUGCGCAACUCGCCCGAACCGGGGUCGACGGAUUUCGAGGGAAAUUACAUUGGUCCUGCGUCUGGCGUGUCGUUUAUCAAUCGAGUCUGGAGUCGGCUGUAUCAGGAUGAAACGACGCAUAUUCCCAACGAAGUGCAGAAUGAGUCCUCGGCGAAUACGGCCGUGUUCAUGUUUGGCGAUAAGCCAUACUCCCAUCCUCAAGAGGUCGACUUUACGUUGCCUUCGUUUGACAAGGCAAUGGAGCUGGUGGCCAUUUACUUCGAUUUCUCCAUGGUGACUUAUCGUUUCUUGCAUCGAGGUAGUGUGGAGAAAUGGGUCAAGCAGGUGUAUGAGAAUAAUCUUUCCGUGUCGAAUCUCCCCGUCGGCAAUAUGGUUGCUCGCGCUGCUAUCGUUCUUAUGAUAUUUGCCGUAAGCACUAUUCAUAAUGAGGUCGACCCAGCAGGUGUAGCAAACGGAGACAGCGAAAGCGAGCGCUGGUAUGCGGCUUCCAAAUUCAUGUCUUCCCUGGAGUCGGGUCCACCGCGACUGGAGACUAUCCAAGCUCGACUGAUCCAAUGCUUAUACCUGCUGUCAUCAUCAAGAGCUAAUGAAUGCUGGUACUCAUUCGGCACUACCUUGCAGGUUGUAACCGCCCUCGGCUUGCAUCGUAAAUGCCCUGUCAAACUAUCGAAAAAGGCCUGCUCAUACUUCGAACUGGAGCUUCGCAAACGCAUCUUCUGGAGUGCCUAUACUCUGGACAAAUAUUUGAGCAUCAUUUUUGGCCGGCCUCGUCUACUACACGACGAGGACAUUGACCAGGAACUACCAGACGAGAUGAACGAUGAAGACCUGCUGGAAGAAGAUCCAGCACGACGAACCGGAUCUACAGAGAGCAUGAUGAUCGCAUCAGUCCUCCACUACCGUCUCGGCCGCAUUCUAGGCGAGAUAUCCCGCCAACUCUACAGCAUCAACUCAAUAUCCCGCGACUCUCCACUAGAAACAGCCGUCCGUCUAACCUCAGAUCUCGAAAAGUGGAAAGAAUGCGUCCCACCUCUCUUCAACAGCGUUCGACCAACAAGCUUAAUCCCACCCCUCUGCCGCCAAAGCCAAGUCCUCCAACUAGCUUACUCCCACGCUAUGAUCCACGUCACCCGCUCAUUCCUUCUUAACGACUUCACCGAUCUAAGCCGUAGACCCCGAGACCCGCACCCGAUGGUCAGCGCGCACGCGCAGAAGUGCAUCGGAGCCGCUGAGGACGUCUUGACUCUUGUCGAUAGCCUCGCGCAGCAAACAUUAUUCAUCCAGUCAUUCUGGUUCACACACUAUGUGUGUUUCUGCGCUAUCCUCGUGGUCUACAUCCAUAUCAUCCAGCAACACCGCCAGUCCACAGCCCCCAGUCCUUCAACCGGGAGUCCGGCAGACGCCGACAAGUUACAUUCACUCCUCACGCUCGCGGAAACGUGUCAGCAGUAUCUUGCCGAGGCUACAAGAAAAAACUGUCCUAGUCGGCGGUAUGGGAUUAUUCUCGAGGAGCUUCGGCGUGAAGUCCAUAGGCAGAUUGGGUCGAAUGAUCCGUUCACGCCUGCGAUGAUUAGCCCUUUGCACGAUAAGGAACUGACGGGCCAGAAUAUGACGCCGAAUGGAGUACAUCAGGCGGAGUCUUUGGGUGCUCAAACCCAGAAUAUGGAUUUCAUGCCGGGUAUCUUGCAAACUUCAGAGCUGGCUUCUAUUAAUCCCAUGGAGGGUGCGGGGAUCCUUGACAACCUUGAAGGCUCGAUUUGGUGGGCUCAGUUGGAUUCUUGGGCGCUUUCUAGUUUUCCCAAUGAUCCUUCGACGUUUACUUUCUAG